AUGUCGUCCUGGCUCGGGGGCCUCGGCUCCGGCUUGGGCCAGUCUCUGGGUCAAGUAGGGGGCAGCCUGGCUUCCCUCACUGGCCAGAUCUCUAACUUCACGAAGGAUAUGCUGAUGGAGGGCACGGAGGAUGUGCCAGCAGAUUUGCCCAAUUCCGGGAGAGAGGAAAAUGAAGCUACUCAUUCAGUCUUAAGAUCAGAGAAUGAAAGACUUAAAAAACUUUACACUGAUCUAGAGGAAAAGCAUGAGGCAUCAGAACUUCAAAUAAAGCAGCAAUCUUCGAGUUACAGAAAUCAGUUACAGCAGAAAGAGGAAGAGAUCAACCACCUUAAAGCAAGGCAAACCGCACUACAGGAUGAACUGCUCAGACUGCAGUCAGCUGCUCAGUCAGCCCACUCGGGAUCUGGCAGCGCACCUGCAGCCAGUGCGCCAUCUUCAUUCAGCUAUGGGGUCAGUCAUCAGAGGUCAGCCUUUCAUGAAGACGACAUGGACUUUGGUGAUGUGAUCUCAUCACAACAAGAAAUAAACAGAUUAUCAAAUGAAGUUUUAAGACUUGAAUCUGAACUUGGACAUUGGCGACAUAUUGCUCAGGUGCAGGGAGCACAAAGCUCUGAUCAAACUGAAAUCUGCAAACUACAAAAUAUUAUUAAGGAACUUAAACAGAGCAGAAGUCAGGAAAUUGAUGACCAUCACCAUGAAAUGUCGGUACUGCAGAAUGCUCAUCAACAGAGACUAACAGAGAUAAGUCGUCGGCAUCGAGAGGAGUUACGUGACUAUGAAGAUCGAAUUGAAGAACUGGAAAAUCAGUUACUGCAAGGUGACUCAAGAGUUACGGUUACUGAUCACUCAAAAGUAUAUGAGUUGCAAAACACUAUUCAGAUCUUACAAAUGGAAAAAGUAGAAUCUACCAAAAAAAUCGAAGACCUGGAGAAUAAAAUAAAAGAGAUACAUAAAAGAUUGUCUUCUGCAGAACAUGACCAAGAAGUCUGGAAAAAAGAACAAGAACGGCUGGAAGUGGAAAAGAGUCGGAUGACAGAGCAGUGCGAGCCUGUGAAGCUGGAACACAGUGAAGCCCAGCAGAGUGCUCCGAGGCAGAGUGAUGCUGUGUCGGAGGAGGAGACGGUCCUCCCACACAGCGCCUCAGUCGCAGAGGUCCUGAGAUUACAGCAGGCUCUGACUGAUGCUGAAAAUGAAAUAAUGAGACUAAGUAGUGUAAACAAGGAUACUAAUCUUGCUGAAGACAAUCAGAAACUUCAAAUGUGUGUCCAAACGUUAGAAAAAGAGAAGUCUUUAUUGAGUCAAGAAAAGGAAGAACUUCAGAUAUCACUUUCCAAACUGAGCAGUGAAUAUGAAGCCAUUAAAAGUACAGCUACAAGGGACUUAGAUUUGUUUUCUCAAGUACAUGACUUAAAACAUAACCUGGAGGCAAAAGAGCAAGAACUGAACCAGAGUAUUCAUGAAAAUGAAAUACUUAUGGCCGAAUUAGAAGAACUGGACAAGCAGAACCAAGAGGCGACAAAGCAUGUGAUUUUGAUAAAAGAUGAGCUAUCAAAACAACAAAGUGAAGGAGAUAGUGUCAUCAAGAAACUGAGAGAGGAGCUGGAUGAUGAAAAGCAGAGAACCCAUCGACUUGAGGAUGAUAAAAUGAACAUUAUCAAAGAGUUAAACGCACAGAAAGAAAAGCUAACUCACAGUGAACAGGUCCUAAGUGAUUUACAGUUAGCCAAACAGAAGCUUGAAGAUCAAGUAGAAGAUUUAGUAGAUCAGCUAAGUAAAUCAGAGAAAAAUAAUUUUGACAUUCAGAAGGAGAACCAUGAACUGAGGGAACACAUCAGACAAAAUGAAGAGGAGCUGUCCACAGUCAGGAGUGAGUUAACUCAGUCCCAAACCCAAGGCUCCGGUUGGAACUUGAAGGACGAUUUACUUAAAGAAAGGGAAACUGAAGUUCGAAACUUAAAGCAAAAUCUUUCAGAAAUAGAACAGCUCAAUGAACAUUUAAAGCAAGUUGCUUUUGAUCUCAGAACAGAAAAUGAAAAGUUGGUUGUAGCAUGUGAAGAUGUAAGAAAUCAGUUGGAAGCAUCUGUUGCUGGCAACAACCAGAUUUCUCUGGAAAAAACUGCUCUGCUGGAAUGGGAAAAGGCCCAGCUAGAAACAGAGCUGUGUCGAGCUGAAAAGAGGCUGUUGGAAGAAGAGAGGAGGCACAAGCAGACUGUCGAGGAACUGUCCAGUGCACACAGCCCGGAUGCCUCUGCCGUGCAGCUGGAGCAGGAACGCUUAAUUCAGCUCAAUCAGGAAAAAGACUUUGAGAUAGCAGACCUCAAAAGAAGUAUUGAGCGAAUGGACACUGAUCAUCAACAAACCAGGGAGGCUUUGUCAUCUAGUUUAGAAGAGCAGAAACAAUUGACACAACUUAUAAAUGAGAAAGAAGAUUGUAUUGUGAAACUUAAAGAAAGAAGUUCAGAACUGCAGAAGGAAUUAGACACAUGUGCUCAGACCCUAAGGAGAGAUGAGACUUUACGGCAGACCAUAGAAGAAAAGGAUAGAAGUCUGAGCUCCAUGAAGGAAGAGAACAAUCACCUGCAGGAGGAGCUGGAGCGGCUGCGUGAGCAGCAGAGCCGGGCAGCGCCCGCGCCUGAGCCUAGGGCCCGUGGCAGCACCACAGAGCUGGAGUCCGAGCUGUCUCAGCUGCACACUAUCAAGGACCAUCUGGAAGAAGAAAUUAAACAUCACCAGAAGAUGAUUGACGAUCAAAACGAGAAUAAGAUGCAACUACUCCAGUCUCUACAGGAGCAGAAGAAAGAAAUGGAUGAGUUUAGACACCAGCAUGAACAAAUGAGUAUCACACAUGCACGGCUCUUUUUAGAAAAAGAUGAGGAAAUUAAAAACUUGCAAAAAACAAUUGAACAAAUAAAAGCCCAGUUGCAUGAAGAAAGGCAGGACAGUCAAACGGAGAAUUCUGAUAUUUUUCAAGAAACAAAAGUUCAGAGCCUUAAUAUGGAAAAUGGAAGUGAAAAACAUGAUCUAUCUAAAGCUGAAACGGAAAGAUUGGUCAAGGGGAUAAAGGAGAGGGAGCUAGAGAUUAAGCUUCUGAAUGAAAAGAAUAUCUCUUUAACUAAACAGAUUGAUCAGCUGUCCAAAGAUGAGGUCGGCAAGCUCACUGAGAUUAUCCAGCAGAAAGACUUGGAGAUCCAGGCGCUUCAUGCCAGGGUCUCCUCGGCCUCCUGCUCGCAGGACGUUGUGUGCCUUCAGCAGCAGCUGCAUGCAUAUGCUAUGGAAAGAGAGAAAGUAAUGGUUGUUUUGAAUGAGAAGACGAGGGAAAAUAGCCAGCUAAAAACAGAAUAUCAUAGGAUGAUGGAUAUUAUUAGUGCCAAAGAAGCAGCCCUUAUUAAGUUGCAAGAUGAGAAUAAAAAAAUGUCCACUAGAUUUGAAAGUAGUGGUCAAGAUAUGUUUAAAGAAACUAUUCAGAAUUUAUCCCGGAUCAUUCGAGAAAAGGACAUUGAGAUAGAUGCCCUGAGUCAGAAGUGCCAGACCCUGCUGACAGUCUUGCAGACUUCUGGCACGGGCAGUGAGGCUGGAGGGGUGAACAGUAACCAGUUUGAGGAGCUCUUACAAGAGCGGGAUAAACUGAAGCAGCAGGUGAAGAAGAUGGAGGAGUGGAAACGGCAGGUGAUGACCACCGUCCAGAACAUGCAGCACGAGUCCGCCCAGCUCCAGGAAGAGCUGCACCAACUUCAGGCACAAGUUUCGGUUGACAGUGACAACAAUUCUAAACUGCAAGUGGACUACACAGGCCUGAUCCAAAGUUAUGAGCAGAAUGAAACCAAACUUAAGAACUUUGGGCAGGAAUUGGCACACGUCCAGCAUAGCAUAGGGCAGCUUUGUAAUACCAAGGACCUUCUUUUAGGAAAACUUGAUAUUAUGUCACCCCAGCUCUCCUCUGGCUCAUCACUUACCUCUCAGGCAGCAGAGCCUCUUAGAGCAAGCCAGUCUUCUGGGCCACAUGAGUCUUCUCAGUUGCUUCAACAAGAAGUAGACGAUCUGAGAAAAUCACUGCAGGAAAAAGAUGCCAUGAUUAGAACGCUCCAGGAAAACAACCACAGGCUGUCUGACUCCGUUGCUGCUUCCUCGGAGGUAGAAAGAAAAGAACAUGAGCAAACAGAUUCAGAAAUUAAGCAGUUAAAGGAGAAACAAGAGGUUUUACAAAACUUACUUAAGGAAAAAGACCUCUUAAUCAAAGCCAAAAGUGACCAAUUACAUUCUUCAAAUGAAAACUUCGCUAACAAAGUGAAUGAAAACGAGCUUUUGAGGCAGGCAGUGACAAAUUUGAAGGAGAGAAUAUUGAUUUUAGAAAUGGACAUUUCUAGAUUAAAAGGGGAAAAUGAAAAAAUAAUAGAAGCAUCCAAGGGGAAGGAAACAGAAUACCAGGCGUUACAAGAGACCAACAUGAAGUUUUCUAUGAUGCUACGAGAAAAAGAGUUUGAAUGCCAUUCGAUGAGAGAGAAGGCGCUUGCUUUUGAGCAACUACUGAAAGAAAAAGAGCAGGGCAAGGCUGGGGAGCUAAAUCAACUUUUAAAUGCAGUUAAAUCAAUGCAGGAGAAGACAGUUACGUUUCAACAGGAAAGAGACCAAGUUAUGUUGGCCCUGAAACAGAAGCAAAUGGAGAACAGUACCCUGCAGAAUGAGGUUCAACGCUUACGGGACAAAGAAUCCCGGCUAAACCAGGAGCUACAGAGAUUGCGAGACCACCUCUUAGAGUCAGAAGACUCCCAUACCCGGGAGGCUUUGGCUGCAGAAGACAGAGAGGCUAAACUGAGGAAGAAGGUCUCAGUGUUGGAGGAAAAGCUAGUUUCAUCCUCUAAUGCAAUGGAAAAUGCAAGUCAUCAAGCCAGUGUGCAGGUAGAGUCUUUGCAGGAACAGCUGAACAUGGUGUCCAAGCAGCGAGAUGACACUGCACUACAGCUCUCCGUCUCUCAGGAGCAAGUGAAACAGUAUGCCCUGUCACUAGCCAACCUGCAGAUGGUUCUCGAGCACUUCCAGCAAGAGGAAAAAGCUAUGUAUUCUGCUGAAUUAGAAAAGCAAAACCACCUUCUAGCUGAAUGGAAGAAAAAGGCAGAGACUCUGGAAGGAAAAGUGUUCUCGCUGCAGGAACGUUUGGAUGAAGCAAAUGCUGCACUGGAUUCAGCGUCAAGACUUACAGAACAGUUAGAUUUAAAAGAAGAACAAAUUGAAGAACUUAAAAAGCAAAAUGAGCUCCACCAGGAGAUGCUGGACGACGCGCAGAAGAAGCUGAUGAACUUGGUGAACAGUACAGAAGGAAAAGUGGACAAAGUCCUCAUGAGAAACCUCUUCAUUGGUCACUUCCACACACCUAAAAACCAGCGUCAUGAAGUGCUGCGACUCAUGGGGAGCAUCUUGGGCGUCAAAAGGGAGGACAUGGAGCAGCUGUUUGCGGAAGAUCAAGGAGGUGUUACUCGGUGGAUGGCUGGAUGGCUAGGAGGGGGAUCGAAAAGUGUGCCCAACACGCCUUUGAGACCAAAUCAGCAGUCUGUGUUCAAUAGUUCUUUUUCAGAACUCUUUGUUAAAUUUCUGGAAACAGAAUCUCAUCCAUCUGCCCCGCCCCCAAAGCUGUCAGUUCAUGACCUGAAGCCUCUAGAUUCUCCAGGAAGAAGGAAAGUUGACCCAGGCAUACCUGAGAGCUUUAGAGAUACAGCAGAAUCCAGGGCAGGAAGAAGAGCAGAUGUGAAUCCAUUCUUGGCCCCCCGCUCAGCAGCCGUGCCCCUGAUUAGCCCAGCUGGACCUGGACCUGGUGGGCCUGGGCAUCUUCUUCUGAAGCCCAUCUCAGAUGUCCUGCCCACGUUUACACCGUUGCCAGUGUCACCUGACAGCAGUGCAGGGGCUGUUCUGAAAGGCCUUCUAAAGCAGUAGGUGGCUCCACGGCGGGGCAGGUAGCACUUUAAGGGACCCAAGAACACUGUAUGUGUGUGAGCUUAUCACAAAGUGGCCUUCUGGAAAGAGUCAUGUAUUUGUUUGUAGUUGUAAUUUCUCUGUUAAUAAAAAUAUUCUUAAUGCUUUUAGAAAUUGCAGGUGUCAGAAGACCAAGUAUCUGAUAUAUAAUCUGCUUUUUUUCACUUUAUGAUGUUACUUAAUUUAAAACUAGAAACAUUUGGUUUCCUUUUUAAUUUAUAAAACUCUAAAGGAGAGACAAGAAUAGUAAACUGUAUGUCUACUUUUAUCUCCCCAAAUCUUCCAGCUCAUUUAAUAUAUGAGCAUGUGGUUCGUCUUUAAAGAUAAGGAAUUCACCUGCCCUCCCAACCCCCCAACAAUGCCCAAUAAAGGUUUCUCUACAUGGAGUAGAAAAUGCUCUACAGAGCACAGAGAACAAAACUGGUCAGGGGAGGUUAUCGGUGCCCUGAGGCAAAGCAGGUAUUUGGUUCUAUGCAAUUUCAUCGUUUGUAUAGAUUUGUCUGACCGUCGCAGUCAGGAUCCAACUCUUCAUCAGAAGGAUCCUUGAGCUGCCUUUUUCUAACCGUUGCUGCCUCCUCUAAUCCCUGACAACCACUAACUGUCACCCUCUAUAAUUUUGUUAUUCUGUAAAUGCUGUUUAAAUGAAAUCAUAUGUUAUGUAACCUCUUGAAAUGGGUGUUUUUCACUUAACAUAAUUCCCUUGAGAUCCAUCCAAGUUGUUUCAUGGGUCAGUAGUUUGUUUCUUUUUAUUGUGGAGUACAUGCUGUGAGUAAUUUACUAAAUGGGAUCAUUUCGUUUCAAGAGCUGAACUGUCUUUUUAAAGUAUCACCUAAAACUACAGGUUUCCAGCUAGGCCUGCUGGCUCAUAUUAAUCCUAGCACUUGAGAGAGAGAAGCAAGAGGAUUGCUCAGGAUUUGGGGCCAGCCUGGUAUACAGAGUGAGUUUCAGGUUAGCCAGAGCAACAGCCUUAGUGAGCUCCUUCCUCAAACACACACACACCAAAAUAACCCAACAGUCAGAGAUCAUAUUGCACAAAUGCACAAAUACAUGUAACUUUCAUGGAAGGUUACACUUUAUGUAUGGCUGCAUCCGCGUAGACCUUAGACCACUGUUAGCAAUAUCCCAAGACCUAUUACCUCUUGCCUCUGUGUGAGCUCUGCCUGCGUGGGGCGCAGCACUCUGUGCUCAUUAGAGUGGUCAUUUCAGUGCACUGACACCAGGUGUUUGGACUUCAAGGAUUUCUGAACCUUUUUACAAAGCCGUUACGAAAGAAAAAAUCCUGAUUCCACACCUUCAUUGUAUCAGGAUGUUCAUAUUUGUAUUAAUUGUUGACGUUGUACAUUUAAAAGUGAUUUCUUGCAUAUUUUGUAAAUUCAGAUAAGCCUUUAAAACAGAAAAGCCUCUAUAGCAGGGAAAGGUGGAAAUGAGACUCAGUUGGAAGUGUCGGCGGUCUUGGCCUGGCGGUGCUAACUUGGGUUGUUUGUAAAUUUACCUGUGGUAAACUGUAUAUUUCCUAUGUGCUUGGAAGUCUGGAGGUUUUAACAAUGUGUUGAUGGUUAAAAUAUCUUUUUCUGAAAAAUUAAGUAACUGAGAUAAUGCUGCUUUCUGAUGUCACCUGUGUCCUUAACUAACUUAUCCUAAUUUCUCCGCUGUGCAUUAGACAGAGCAGCCUGCAGAGUCCAUAGAAAUGCUAAGGGCUGCAAACAGUUUGCCGACGUUACAGAUGUCCCUCAGCUUACGGUGGGCUCCCAGCCGGUCACCCACCGUAACAGAAAACAUCGUGAAUGCAGCACGUUUGCUGUACUCCAGUGUCAGUCAGCCCCACAGGGCCCCACAGCUGAGCACGACCCACCGCUCUGCUCCCACUGCUGCCCAGCAUUGAGAAAAGAAAAACUCUAAAUCUGAAGCAUGAUUUCAGUUUAGCGUGUAUCGUUUUGGCCAACUCCAAAAUAGGAACAGUUAAGCCAUUGUAAGUUGAGGGUCUGCUGAUACAGGUUUUCAUAUGUUUCUUAAAAAGAUAUUCUCUCUCAUUAGCCUGGACCAUGUACUGCCUGUCAGGAAAUUUUAAAUUCUGAAUAAAGUAGCCAAAAGACUAGUUUUUACACUAAGAAGAAAAUGGAAGAUGUAAACCGUUUUCUUUUAAAGAAGAGAGGUACGCGGUGGAUAUUUAAGCAAUGUGUUUUAUAUUUAAAUAACUUUUAUGACAUUUGACGUUUCUUGACUAAAACAACCUUCCCUCCCUCACCAUUUCAUAUAACCUAAGUUUGAAGGCUGCUGUGGGGGUGGCGUGUGGUGUGGUGUGGUGGGGGUUCUACAUCCAGGCAUCAAAGAACCCUGUCUGAUGUGGCUGCCAUUGAAGUAUACGACCUUGUCUGAAAGCUGCAGUACCUAAUAUCUCUGCUGUGUGCAAUCUAAACGUGCAUUGAUCUAAACCAGACAUAACCCAUCAGCUUUUCUGAAACUAAGUUGUGUCAGAGAUGAACCAUCUGCUCAAGGGAACUUCUCAGAGAGAGCAAGAAGCACACUCACUAAGUGACUCCAAAAGACGCUGCUAGAGGCCCCCUGGCAGUUCCAUGUGACUGCAGAAGUCUGUCUGCUCUUGAGAUCUGCAACCACUUGGUGGAAUUUGUGGUUGAAUUUUGCAUCAGAAGCCACAGACUGCAGUGUUGUAACUGCUGUGAGUGGGCUGUUGAUGUCUUUCUGCACUUAGAAUUUGUAGUUGAAUUUUGCAUUGGAAGCCACAGUUCUUCACAACAUUCCUAAUGGUUUUCAAGUACAAUGAAAUACACUAUCAGGAAUUCACCCUGCCGUUAGUGUUGACUGAAUGUAAUCACCGGCAUGUGUGCUGUUGAGUUUUACCUCCUAAUAUUCUUGUUUGUUUUUAAAAAAAAAGGGGGGGGGGAAGACCAAAGCAUAUAGUCAAAAACAGAUGGCAUGCAGCUAGCCAACUAAACAUCAACUGUCACCCCAAAAGCCUUUAGUUCCUUUAAUCAUCCCAAGGAUUCAAGAGUAUUAAAGUGCUUACUCAAAGUCAGCUAUGGGGAGGGAGGCAGGACUGGCACAGGUGAAGAUGAAAACCAAUUGAACUGGGUUUUUUAAAUUAAAGAAAUUUUCAUAUAUCAAAGCAUUUAAAGCAUCUUCUAUCAACAAAUAUUUCUCAUCUGUAAAUAUCGGUUAGGUAAUAUUUAUUUUAUAUAUUCCUAUGGGAAAAUGAUCAUUGUAAUAUUGACAUUUGUGAUGAUUUGCCAGUCUUUACAUCUUAACUUAUUAUGAUUUAAUCACCUAAAAUUGAUACAUUGUCUUGAUUUAUAGGAAGGUAUCUAAAUGUGAGAAAUUUCCAACUGUACCAUAAGAUUCUGUUGUGUUUUAUAUAGAGCUAAAGCCAAUGCACUCUUGAAUUUCUCAGGAGCAUUGCAAGGCAAAAAAAUCCCUUCCAAAUAAAAACGAUAUAAAUUGUCUGUGUCUUCGUCCACAAUAAAACCACCUGGAAACAGC
This is a messenger RNA of Apodemus sylvaticus (European woodmouse), 9459 nucleotides long. It is a transcript of the gene Trip11, whose product is annotated as thyroid hormone receptor interactor 11. Gene Ontology annotation, biological process: Golgi organization; endoplasmic reticulum to Golgi vesicle-mediated transport. The record is from RefSeq and is a predicted model, not a curated record. The transcript is spliced from 21 exons. NCBI's taxonomy places the organism in Eukaryota, Metazoa, Chordata, Mammalia, Rodentia, Muridae. Bases 1 to 5925 code for a protein of 1974 amino acids. Gene Ontology annotation, molecular function: small GTPase binding. Gene Ontology annotation, cellular component: Golgi apparatus.